Molecule: messenger RNA, 1791 nt
Organism: Phyllostomus hastatus (greater spear-nosed bat)
Lineage: Eukaryota; Metazoa; Chordata; Mammalia; Chiroptera; Phyllostomidae
Gene: RPIA
Product: ribose 5-phosphate isomerase A
Exons: 9
Coding region: 52-987 (311 amino acids)
Biological process (GO): pentose-phosphate shunt, non-oxidative branch; D-ribose metabolic process
Cellular component (GO): intracellular membrane-bounded organelle
Molecular function (GO): ribose-5-phosphate isomerase activity
Source: RefSeq, a predicted model, not a curated record
UCCGGAAGACACGGGGCUGGACCGUGGCUACGGCUAGAGCCGGGGGUCGGGAUGCAGCGCCCUGGGCCCUUCAGCUCCCUCUACGGGCGGGUCCUAGCCCCACUGCCCGGGCGGGCUGGGGGCGCGGCCUCCGGAGGAGGCGGGAGCAGUUGGGGAGUCCCCGGCUCCCACGUGCAGCCGCCAAGGUGCGAGCAGUCAGGGGUUCGCGGCGGCGCUAGUGGAACGAACACUAACGGCGGGGAAGCCAGCGGCGUCUUGCCGGGCGCCUCAACGAUGUCCAAGGCCGAGGAGGCCAAGAAGCUUGCCGGCCGCGCGGCGGUGGAGAAUCACGUGGAGAAUAAUCAAGUGCUGGGAAUUGGAAGUGGUUCUACAAUUGUCCAUGCUGUGCAGCGAAUAGCCGAAAGAGUGAAACAAGAAAACCUGAACCUAGUCUGUAUUCCCACGUCCUUCCAGGCCCGUCAGCUUAUCCUACAGUACGGCUUAACUCUCAGCGACCUGGACCGUCACCCUGAGAUUGACCUUGCCAUCGAUGGUGCUGACGAAGUAGAUGCUGACCUCAAUCUCAUCAAGGGUGGUGGAGGUUGCCUGACUCAGGAGAAGAUUGUGGCAGGCUAUGCUAGUCGCUUCAUCGUGAUUGCUGAUUUCAGGAAAGAUUCAAAAAACCUUGGGGAUCAGUGGCACAAGGGAAUUCCCAUUGAGGUCAUCCCUAUGGCUUAUGUCCCAGUGAGCCGAGCAGUGAUUCAGAAGUUUGGAGGUGUGGUUGAACUUCGCAUGGCUGUCAACAAGGCAGGUCCUGUGGUGACAGAUAAUGGGAACUUUAUCCUGGACUGGAAGUUUGACCGGGUGCACAAAUGGAGUGAAGUUAACACAGCUAUCAAAAUGAUCCCAGGUGUGGUAGACACCGGCCUCUUCAUCAAUAUGGCUGAGAGAGUCUAUUUCGGAAUGCAGGAUGGCUCAGUGAACAUGAAGGAGAAGCCUUUCUCUUGACCCUGCUAGGAGUGGAGUGCACUUAACUGGAGUCUGCAGCCGACAGCCAAGUGGAUAUGUCUCUCCAGGAGCCUUUGCCUUAAUGUCUCUGUGCCAGGUGGAUAGCGGCGGGGUGGGGACCGGGUAGUUAAAUCCAGUCUUCUCAAGUAUUGUUAUUAAAUGUCUUUUUUUAAAAAGGAAUAUAAACAUAUAUUUUUACUAUUAAAAAUACUCAGUUUUUAAAAUAAAGUGGAAAUUUCAUGUUUUAUAUAAAACAUUUACCAAAAAAAAAAAAAGGGAAUUGUCUUUUAAACUUGAGCCUGCUGGCUAAGCUUCUGAAUAUUGAGUUUGCUGAAUAAUGUAAAUCAAAACUUCUUUAAACUGGUAAAAUGAAGGGCCCAGCCAGCAGUGAUUCCCUGAUGCCUUACUAGAAACAUUGGAGUUUACUUUUCUAUCACAUUCUUUUUUGGUUUUUAGUUUUUUUGUUGUGAUCAUGCAUGGUACCUUGUUACAUAUUUUAAUGUGAGGUUUACAAAAGUCUGGUGAGCGUAGCAUUGUCGUGUGUAGUGAUUGUAAACUAUCAGGGAGAAAUUGUGGUGGUUCUUUUGUUAAGAUCAGAGGGUUCAUUCAGACCCCUGCUGUUGGAAGCAAUUGGACAGAAAUCCUUGCUAGUACUGCUAUGGAAUGUGAAACACAUUUACAUGUUUGUAUUUUUGUUAACAUUUUAUCUGUUCCUAUGUUAUUACUUGUAUGUUUCAGCAUCAGAACUUCUCACCUCUUUAUAUUGUUUGAGGGUUGGAAUAAAGCAGUAUGGUGCCAUUCUUA